This is a messenger RNA of Alligator sinensis (Chinese alligator), 1092 nucleotides long. Its product is annotated as epidermal growth factor receptor substrate 15-like. Gene Ontology annotation, biological process: endocytosis; endosomal transport. Gene Ontology annotation, cellular component: plasma membrane; clathrin coat of coated pit; cytoplasm. Gene Ontology annotation, molecular function: protein binding; calcium ion binding. The record is from RefSeq and is a predicted model, not a curated record. Lineage: Eukaryota; Metazoa; Chordata; Crocodylia; Alligatoridae. The transcript has 11 exons. The annotation marks the transcript as partial.
AUUUGGGAUUUAGCUGAUCAAGAUGGCAAAGGUAUCCUGAACAAACAGGAAUUUUUUGUGGCUUUGCGACUUGUGGCCUGUGCACAGAAUGGAUUGGAUGUUUCCCUGAGUAGUCUUAAAUUGCCUGUUCCUCCACCUAGAUUUAGUGAUACCAGCAGUCCAUUGCUGAUCAGUGGAACAGCUUCAGCUGAUGUCCCUUGGGCUGUCAAGUUGGAAGACAAGGCCAAGUAUGAUGCUAUUUUUGACAGUCUGAAUCCUGCGAAUGGAUUAUUAUCGGGUGAGAAGGUGAAACCUGUACUGCUAAACUCCAAACUACCAGUGGACAUACUAGGAAGAGUUUGGGAACUAAGUGAUAUUGACCAUGAUGGAAUGCUGGAUCGAGAUGAGUUUGCAGUUGCCAUGUUCUUGGUGUACUGUGCUUUGGAGAAGGAACCAGUGCCAAUGUCCUUGCCCGCAGCUUUGGUGCCACCUUCUAAGAGAAAAAUUGUCAGUAUUCCAGGAUCAAUGCCAUUCAUUCCACCUUCAGCAUCUGCUAAAGAGUCUCAUCAGUCCUUGCCAUCUGUAGGCAUGUUACCUGGCAAGGCACCCCUCACACAGUGGGUUGUAUCACCUGCAGACAAAAUCAAAUACGAUGAGAUUUUCCUGAAAACUGACAACGACAUGGACGGCUUUGUCUCUGGUGUGGAAGCUAGAGAGAUAUUCUUAAAGACAGGACUGCCUUCUGCCUUACUUGCACAUAUCUGGGCCCUUUGUGACACACAUGACUGUGGAAAGCUUUCAAAGGAACAGUUUGCUUUGGCUUUCCAUUUAAUCAAUCAGAAGUUAACAAAGGGCAUUGAUCCUCCUCAGGUUUUGACUCCAGAGAUGAUUCCUCCAUCAGACAGGGUCAGCUUACAGAAGUUUCGACUGUUUUUUCCAUUCUGCACCACUCUGCUUUACAUCUUUAUUAUUCUGUCAGUUUCUUAACUCUGCUUUCUCAAGAGCACUCCGGGACCGAGUCCUGUGGCAGAUUUUUCUGCAAUUAAAGAGCUUGAUACUUUAAACAAUGAAAUAGUUGACCUGCAGAGGGAAAAGAAUAACGUGGAACAGGAC